Molecule: messenger RNA, 3092 nt
Organism: Lingula anatina
Lineage: Eukaryota; Metazoa; Brachiopoda; Lingulata; Lingulida; Lingulidae
Product: CCN family member 2
Biological process (GO): cell adhesion; signal transduction; positive regulation of cell differentiation
Cellular component (GO): extracellular region; extracellular matrix
Molecular function (GO): integrin binding; heparin binding
Source: RefSeq, a predicted model, not a curated record
CGAUGAAACUUGAAUUGCCGAAAGAAAGACGCCAGCACUUUAAAUGAGGUUUGGUUACUUGUGUUACAUAUAAUUGGUCAGCACUGCGGGGUACAGGCUAUAGAGACGCUCUGCUAUGGAGUAUCAGGAUAUACGCCAGGAAAUGAACGGUUGAUUUAUGGCUCCGGGAGAAAAUUGCCAGUACACACAUACAUGUAUAGCUAUAUGGUCAGAAAAAAUAUGCCAGUACCUAUGGCUUUGGUCAGAAGAACUACAAGUACACAUGGUUCUGUUCAGAAAAUUGUUAAAGCGUAGUAACAAUAACGCACUUGAAUACAGUCUCCGUUAUCUAGAAAAAAUAUCAAGCGGCUUUACCGAAAUCAACGGCACCAAUGGGUGAUCUAAGGCAGUGAUAGAAACAAGACAUAGGAUAUUGUCACGGUAUCCCAGACUUCACGUAACAAUGCGCAUCUUCUGCAAUAUCAGGAUUUAAUCAAUCGCGGAAUUUUCCGGAAAAGUAAAACUUCUCAAAGUUCUAUUUAUUGUACUCCUCAGGGACAGGAUACAAUAUCAGCCUUCUCAAUGGAGAUGAUAUAGAGUGCAUGUUUUACGCGAUGGCUGUAGAAGUGGGCCGUAGCUUUACUUCACAUAUUCUGCUGAGUUUUACAGAAUAGGUUUAGCAGCCAUUGAUUGAUUCACUACGAGAGUGAUAAUAUCUCUACGCAUCAAUGAAAGCCCUGUUCUCGGGAUUAAUCAGACUGCGUGAAGUGGGCAGGUGGCGGGGCGUGAUUAGUGCGUUGCUAGCGUACCGGUCAAUUUACAGUUUGCGUGCUAACCCUUCACUACUUCACCUAAGACAGACGUGCUUGCAGUAGAGGUGUGGGGCUAGUCUGAUGGUCUGAGUUAACGUUGAAGUUACGGAGACCACGUGCUAGGCUUCUCUACAGGUGGGAAUUUUCAGCACGCGGGGGAUCGAUCGUUGGCAGUCAAAAACUAUCUGCGAGCCACAAGCGCCGAUCUGUGAUGAAGAGGACUGCGCAGUAAAGUGGAUCUAUCGUUCAUGAGUUACUACACUAGAUGAUGGAGUUCUAAGAGAAAAUCCGCACGGCAAUAAUUUUGCUCAGAAGUUCAAGUGUUUGGUUCAUAUACAGCAGCAUUCCCAGAAAGUCUGGACGCACUGGGCUUUGUUUUUUAAAUUACCACCUUACUCACUUAUAAGGGAAUGCAUUUAAACUUUUGGUGAGCAAGAUUUCUCUCCACCCCACUUCCCAGACGGCGGGAGAACACUGCACACACUGAAGAAAUAGACAUAGAACGAAAAGAUUGGUUUAGAUACACGCGGCCAGAAAGCUGUGAACUACCACGAUGUUACUGUUUACUGUAACGGUUUUACUCUUCACCGUCCCGAGGGAGUCCGUGGGUGACGCUCAUGCCCCGUGUUACAAGUGUGAUCUGGUAAAGAUGGAACAACGACACGAGGCGAAACUCCGGUCAAGCAGGUCAAAGUACACUGAUGUUUGUCGUGGGCCAUGCCAAUGCACGGAGCAGUCCAUCACGUGUCAGGAAGGGGUGGGAGGGGUGAAAGACGGCUGUAAUUGCUGUUUUAUUUGCGCCCGUCAACAAGGAGAGACCUGUAACAAAAGGGACAUAUGUGACGAGGCUAAAGGACUCACGUGUGACACAACAUUCGGAGAUGGCACCAAUGGACGCGGGAUAUGUAGAGCAAAAGAAGCCAAAUCCUGUGAAGUUGACGGCAAGGUCCACGAGGAUGGUUCCCAGUGGUACAAAGACUGCCGCACUAUGUGCACAUGCCAGAAUGGUAACUACGGCUGUGUCUCUGUAUGUCCACAAGAACAGACCAAACCCACCAACCCCAACUGUCAGCUGGUCACAGUCAGAGGCAAGUGCUGCAGGGAAUGGAUGUGUCAUGUUCCCAGAGCCAGGAUACGGCAGCCGCCGCCAACCAAAUCUGACUAUCAGAACACAGAGGAAAUUGUACGAGAGCCGUCGUCACCUCCAAACCGGAAAUGUAACCUAAUGACGUCAUCCUGGAGCGCGUGUUCCAAAACAUGUGGUUACGGAAUCUCGGUCAGAGAGAGCAACGACAACGCUGAGUGCAAGACAGUCCAGCAGCAACGAAUUUGCAUUUUCAGGACCUGCGAUUUGCCCGAUAAGAAGUUGAGAGGAAAGACGUGCAAGGCAACUUUUAAAGCGGAGAAGUCUGCGAAGCUUACCUACAAGAACUGCACGACUACCAGGGCUUACCGGCCAAGGUACUGCGCCUCCUGUAAACGCCAUCGGAACUGUAUUCCCGUCAAGGACAAGACAGUCACCCUGGAGUUUGAGUGCGAGAAGGGAAGGCUGACGACAUUGAGCUAUAUGUGGAUUAAAAAGUGUAAAUGUCUACAUUCGAACCCAUUACUUGCCAGAAAAGGCUGGAAAAAGAAACUGAGAAAGGAUAAAAAGAGAAAGAAGACCAGAUUGAUGACGGAUAUAAACGAAACUGCUUGAUGAAAAGCUGUACAUGGAUCUGUAGAGCUUGGUUUUUACGUUAUUAAUGACGAAAAUUAAGACAGCAAGGCUCUAUAGUACCGUAUGUAUAGAUAUAAGUAUAUAGACAUAUAUUUACAAACAAACAUUUAUGUAAAGGGCCGCUUUGUGCAUUAGAAAAAGGCUGAUAUAAGAUAAUAGCCUAAUGAUAAUGGCAAUCAUUCAAUGUUUAGUAAGCACAGUUUGAAGGAGUUUCAGACUACAUUACAUUCUUUUCAACGAGAUUAAGAUAAAAGUUUGUUUGUUUAUACUUAAAGCAAUGUUUGACCAUUGUUACAGUAGCUGAUGUAUUAUAUUUAGAUAGCUGAUGUAUAUUUAGAUAGCUGUUGUAUAUUUAGAUAGCUGUUGAGCAAUACCUGUCAAAAAUAGUAAUGAAUAAAAAAUGGAAAUGAGAGUUGAAUUACAGUAGUAAUUGAUAUCAAUGUAAUUCCUUUCAAUUUCAAAUGUUUUCCCGCAUUUUGAAACGUAAAUGGUAACAGAUUUUACAACACACCGAAUGACAGCGGAGCCUUGAAAAAGUUGCAAUUGUUUAUAACUUCAAAACUUGUAAUUUUAUAUGUAUU